This is a messenger RNA of Prunus armeniaca (apricot), 2388 nucleotides long. Lineage: Eukaryota; Viridiplantae; Streptophyta; Magnoliopsida; Rosales; Rosaceae. The record is from the annotation of a GenBank genome assembly.
AUGGAGAACGGUCACGAUUGGAAAAUUGCUGAGAAAUUCUCAGGUUUGACGAUUGCAGGUGCUGACCCAAUUCGUUCUUCAAACAACAGCACCAGCAAUCAAGACGGAAACUUGCUUCAGGUCAUGAAAGCCAUGGAAGCUGCUGAGGCCACAAUCAAGCAACAGGUUGAAGAGAACAUCCGAUUGAGGACCCAGCUCGAACACAAGAUGCUCGAGCUCCACAGAUACAAGCUCCAGGAAUCCAUGCCCACCCAAAUGCCGCCUUCUGUUGAUCCAUGGGCCCAGCGCCUCCAUGGAUCUCAUGAUCAAGCUCAUCAACCAGUUGCCCAUGUCGACAAUCAAAUCGAUAGGAUUGCAAAUCCCGCGCAGACUCAUAGAGAAUCAGAAACCCGAGAAACCCAAUUGGGUAGCAGCGAGAUCAAUGGAGCCAUGAAGGUCGUUAGAGUUUCUGGUAAUCAGGCAGCUGCAGAAAACGCCAGCAGUGGCAUCUCUCGGUUGUCUUCACCGUCCACAACGACGUCGCUUUCUCCGGGAAGGUCGAGCACCGAAGGGGAAUAUGAUCCUCAGCGUGUCAAUUUUUCUGGACAUGGGUUGAUGCCAUUGACUGAAAGAAACAACCCCAGCAACAGCCUGUGGAAGAAGGAUCUGGUUGUUAAGGUUCAUGAACAUGAACAAGAGAUUAUGCAAUUGCGAAAGCAUUUGGCGGAUUAUUCGAUCAAAGAAGCGCAAAUUCAAAACGAAAAGUAUGUGCUGGAGAAGCGCAUUGCUUAUAUGCGUUUGGCAUUUGAUCAGCAGCAGCAGGACCUUGCUGAUGCUGCAUCAAAGGCUCUGUCUUACAGACAGGACAUUAUUGAGGAAAACAUUCGGCUCGCUUAUGCCGUGCAGGAUGCACAGCAGGAGAGGUCGACGUUUAUUUCCUCUUUGCUGCCAAUUCUGGCUGAGUACUCAUUGCAGCCUCCGGUUCCUGAUGCACAGUCCAUUGUUGGCAAUGUCAAGGUUCUGUUUAGGCAUUUGCAGGAGAAGUUGCUUCUUACUGAGUCCAAAUUGAAGGAGUUGCAGUAUCAGUUAACGCCUUGGCGACCAGAUUCGAAUCAGCAGCCUAAUAACAUUAGCAUUGCUGCGCCUCCUUCACCACCAUCUCAGUCCAUUGGUGGUGGAGCAUUGCUAAAUGUGAGCAGAAAUGGGCUUGAAAUGGUUGCUCAGAAUCAGCCAACAUAUUCUUCCAAUGUUGGAAGAGUGCCAGCUUCUGCUUCUGAUACUCAGACAACUGCGGAUUGGGAUCAUCAUGCUCAGAGUGGUUUCGGUGGUGGUGCCCCCAACAAUGUGGAAACCAAUGACUUGGGAUUGGGGAGGUAUUCACCUGUUCCAAGCAGGACUUCAGCAGGCCAAGAUCAAGAUGUUCCUGUUAAUCUUGCUGUUACUCAAGGUGAUACACAGCGAGUAAAUCAUUAUAGUGGAGGGACAAGCAAUAGACAGGUCACCUUUCGUGAUCCGGUUGGGAACACACACAGAGAGAUGGAUGAUCAAUAUGCAGAGGGAAACCAGAAUGACAGAGAAACCUCAUCCAAUUGGAGUGCAGGGAACUCUCCUUACACAUCCCCGCUUAACGAUUCCAGCUCCCCGUAUCCUCAUUAUCUACCGCCGGUUCUCGAAGAGGGUGGUUCAUCUUCAUAUUCAGAGGCUGCAGAUGAUGAUCCAUUACCAGCUAUAGAGGGCCUCCAAAUUUCGGGUGAAGCUUUUCCGGGGCAUGAACUUCAAGCUAGCGGGUACUCUAUCAACGGAACAACCAGUUGUAACUUUGAGUGGGUGCGCCACAUGCAAGAUGGAUCUGUCAAUUACAUUGAUGGAGCAAAGCAACCAAACUAUCUUGUAACUGCUGAUGAUGUUGAUACAUACCUUGCUAUCGAAGUCCAGCCUCUGGAUAACAGGAAGCGCAAGGGAGAGCUUGUAAAGGUGUUUGCCAAUGAGCACAAGAAGAUCACUUGUGAUACUGAAAUGCAAGGCCAGAUAGAGAAGAUUCUUUAUAAGGGUCAGGCUUCAUUUAAAAUAUUUCAGUUCGCUGGAUAUCUUGACAUUUGGGAACCUGCUACAUUGGCCAUUAAGAGGGGAGCUUACAGCAUUAAGGGCAGUGGAGGACCUAGUGGAAGUGGUGUUGUAGUUACGGAGAAGUUUUCGCCAAACACAUUUGUCACAAUUCCUUAUGGAAGUCCUGCAGAAUUCAUAAUAGUUAGCGGCUCGGAUGGUGGUGGUGGUGGUAAUGAGUAUAUCUUAAGAGCAGACAAUGAAAGCUGUUCUAGAGAUACAGUUGUGCUCACAUUAAGAUUAUUUAUCCAUAGGGCUGAUGUGAGAAAAAACUCGAGGAGAGGGAAAAAGAUGUUAUUUUUUUAA